UGCAGGUAUGGCAUUUCCUCCACCUCCAGGUUUUACCACCAAAGCACAAAAAUUGAAUGGAAUUGAAAUUGCAUUGGUUUCAUAGAAAAUUAACCAAAAUGGGAAUUCUCAGCACAUUUUAUUUUGUAUCAUAUGAAGAUUUUAAUCUGCUGAGCGAAAAAGGAGUUGCAUCCCACCCAAGACAAAUUCAAUUCAAUGUUGCAUGUCUAAGUAGCCAUUCUUCCCAAUCGAGAGGGAAACUAAAAAAAGAAGAUGGCGUAAACAGAAAACAAAUGCAGUAGCCAGCAGGUAUGGAUGACGAGUUACAUUCUCGUCGCUCGCGAGUAACAAGCUUAUGAACUCGGAGGCAGGUAGAGGUGGGGAUGGCAACGACGGUGGUGAAGAGCGCGUUGCAGGCGAUCCGAGAGAGGGGUCUCCGCUCAUUCCUAAGGGAUCUCAAGGAAGAUGGCUUCACGAAAUGCAUCUUCGAUGGAAACCUUCUGUAAGUCAGAUUCUCUUUUUACUUGAAAAUCUCUCUCUCAAAAAGAAGAAGAAGAAGGUAGAAUUAGAAGGUAAUUGAAAUUGAAGUUUUAAUAAAUUUAUAAUUAGGGUAAGUGGUUUGCAGCUUUAAGUUCAAUUGGAUCUGGAAAUGAUUGGCAAUGCACUUGAUUUGUGGAGAAAAAACAUGAAGCUAGCAAUAUUGUCCGGUUUCCCUGAAAUGUUUUUGAUCCGAAGAUUAUAAAGCUACAACUUGAAAUGGCAUUCAGUGUCUGCAGGAAAGAAAGGAAAAAAUUUUGUUCUUAGAUACUGAAUUCACUGGUAAACCAAGUAUAAUAAAUUUCUUUUAACCCUUAAUUGUUUAGAAAUUUAAGGUUUGAAUCCGAGCUCCAUUGGGUCUAUUCCAUGUUACUUGCUUCACAUUUGAUGGGAAGAAAUGGUUUGCCCUUGGUAAUUGUCUUGCUUGUGACGAAGUUUCUACUGCUGACUUGGAUUUGAGUUUCAGUGGUUUUCACUGAAAAUUUUGUGCUCGCAUGAAAGAAGACUUGCCAUGUUUCUGCCAGCUAUUAACCAUUUCAUCAGUUACAAUUAAAUGCAAUCAGGUCCAUACUCUUAGUCUGACAUCGUCCCUUGGACAUUUUGGAACCUUGUGAGAAUGAUAAAAUGCUUGCAGAACUUUCCAGUGUCAGCUACUAAACCUUCUCGAUUUUAUAUAAUUUGAGAUGUAAUGACAUGAUAUUUUUGCCAGUCCCAUACAAUGUCAAGAUAUUAGAUCAAUUCUGAGUGCAACAUGCUGAAUUUAGAGACAUCUUGCUUUGGUAGUCUUUCAUUGAAAGUGACAUCUUAGGUUGUUAUUGCAUACAUUUGUUUAUACUAGCCAUAGUAUCUCUAUUGGCAUGUAAAUCUGCAGACUAGCAUCCUUAAUCUUGCAUUGCAGUUCAGUUGCCCUUAAAUGGGACCAGAUGCCUUAUUCAUCAUCAUUUCUCAUCUACCUUUGGUCUGAAUUCGUGAAAUGUGCAAUGUCAAGAAGCAUUGCUUUGAGUUGUGAUCAAGGCUUGAAUAGCUUAUGCAAUUUUAUUGGGCUAAUUAGGUUUCUUCUCCUCAAGCUAUACCAUUCUUCACCAAAAACUCUUCUUAAAGUAUUCUUUGCACAGACAUGUAGCUAUAUGUUUCUGUUAGGUAAGAAGGGUUUACCCUGAUAGUGAGUUCUGAAUGACAAUUGCUUUCUUUACUCUUUACAGUAGCAAAUGAAUAUGAUGGUGAAAAAAAACUACAUGUCAUUGUGGGGGAAAGGUAUCUACUAUCUAGUCUAGAUAUCUUGUAUUGGUUCCAGGAAAGUUAUCAAGCUGAAGCAGAGUGAUAUUUGUAAUCUUUUUCUUUUUCAGAAAGAAAAAAAAAAAGAAAGAAAAGAAAAGAAGAGAAGAUGUGCUUGUCUUGGUCAUAAAGGUCAAGUUCCCAUAAUGUUUGAUAGUCAAUCUGCUUAUGUUGGCAUGUCAUUGUUCUAAUUAGUGGGACAAGCUAAACUUGAAUGAAGCUAACCUUUUAGCUCGUCAAUUGCUUUUAUUUGUUUCCAGCUGAAAAUGAGGUUCCAUUUUUCAUGUUCUGCUAUUUUUUGACUAAUUCCAUUUAUAGGGGGCUUUCACACGCUUAUAUGGCCUUGACAGCCAUGCUCUGUAUUUUGGUAUUCCUAUUAUACUACUUUUUAUAGUUUGAGUUUUUUCUUUUGAAGAACAAAAUAAAUUUUGUUUUUAUUUUAUUCUUACCAGUUCUUCAUACCUCUGGCUUCUAUGUGUAGUUCUUUACUUUCAAAUGAUCCUUGAGUUCUGAAGUUAGUUUGCAUAUAUUCAUCAUUAUUAUUUAUUGCAUCUUCGAAAGCAAUUUGCUUGAUUCAUCCAGGCAAACUAAAAUCCAUAACAUUGGGGCAACAGUUGGGGGUGUUGAUAAGUUUGGCAACAAGUAUUAUGAGAAACUUGGGGACACUCAAUCUGGAAGACACAGGUGGGUUGAAUAUGCAAAAAAGGAUUGAUAUGAUGCAUCUCAGGUACCCCCAGAAUGGCAAGGUUGGCUUCACUGCAUAACUGAUCACACAGGAGAUGAGAGCGAAGCGCGGCAGCGUCACCUGCGGUUGCACCAACCAAAAGAUGAUACCAGUCGACGAAGCUCUUCAGAUUGUGCUCAGCGUUGCCCAGAAACUGCCACCUGUCACCGUCCCACUUCACCAAGCUCUUGGAAAAGUUUUGGCUCAAGAUAUCGUUGCUCCUGACCCCUUGCCUCCUUAUCCAGCCUCAAUCAAGGAUGGUUAUGCUGUGAUUGCUUCGGAUGGUCCUGGUGAGUAUCCUGUAAUAGUUGAAUCAAGAGCUGGAAAUGAUGGGCUCGGUGUCACAGUGACUCCUGGAACUGUUGCAUAUGUCACAACUGGAGGACCAAUACCCGAUGGUGCUGAUGCAGUUGUCCAAGUUGAGGACACUGAACAGGUUAAAGCUCCUUCUGAAACAAAGCAUGUAAAGAUAUUGGUGCAAACUAGUAAAGGUGUUGAUAUUCGUCAAGUGGGAUGUGACAUUCAGAAAGAUGCAGUAGUUCUAAAAUCUGGAGAAAGAUUAGGUGCUUCAGAAGUGGGACUACUUGCUACAGUUGGUGUUACUAUGGUGAAGGUGCAGCCUACACCAACAAUUGCUGUACUUUCUACUGGAGAUGAACUUGUAGAGCCCACAAUAGGAUCCCUAAGUCGUGGCAAGAUUAGGGAUUCCAACCGUGCAAUGUUAUUGGCAGCUGCAGCACAGGAACAAUGCACAGUGCAUGACCUUGGUCUUGUUGGAGAUGACAAAGAAGAACUUGAGAGGGUCUUGGAUGGUGCUUUUUCUUCAGGGAUUAAUAUUCUUCUGACUUCUGGGGGCGUUUCCAUGGGAGAUAAGGAUUUUGUGAAGCCACUGCUUGAAAAGAAGGGGAAAGUGCACUUCAACAAGGUUUGCAUGAAACCAGGGAAACCAUUGACAUUUGCAGAGAUAUGUUUAAACCGGGCGGAGAAUGCAUCAGUGAACAAAGUUCUUGCAUUUGGUUUACCAGGGAAUCCAGUUAGCUGUCUAGUUUGUUUCCAACUCUUUGUGGUCCCAACCGUACGUCUCCUAGCUGGAUGGGAAAAUCCACAUCUUUUGAGAGUGCAAGCUCGACUUCAACAACCAUUAAAGACAGAUCCAGUUCGGCCAGAAUUUUAUCGUGCUACUAUCAGAUGGGAGGCUAAUGAUGGAUCGGGGAGUGCCGGAUUUGUCGCUGAGAGCACUGGCCACCAAAUGAGUAGUCGGCUUCUGAGUAUGAAGUCAGCUAAUGCUUUACUCGAGUUGCCAGCUUCAGGGAGAGUUAUUCCUGCUGGAAGUUCUGUCUCAGCCAUUGUUAUUUCUGAUUUAAGUGGUACCCCAUUGAGCAAGGCUGCAUCGUCAUAUGAUUCAAGUUCAAGUAGUACGCCACAUAAAAGUGUGUCAAAUGAAAUAAUGGGAGAUGGAUCUCAGGAUGUGCAGUUCAAAGUAGCUGUUCUUACAGUGAGUGAUACUGUUGCAUCAGGUGCUGGGCCUGAUCGAAGUGGGCCAAGGGCAGUAUCUGUUGUGAAUUCCUCAUCGGAAAAGUUAGGAGGUGCAAAGGUAGUUGCUACAGGUGUGGUUUCAGAUGAUGUGGGAAAGAUCAAGGAAGUUUUGCAGAGAUGGAGUGAUAUUGAUAAGCUGGAUCUUAUCCUUACACUUGGUGGCACCGGAUUCACUCCAAGAGAUGUGACCCCUGAAGCAACUAAAGAGGUGAUUGAAAAAGAAACACCCGGUCUUUUGUAUGUCAUGAUGCAAGAGAGUUUAAAGGUAACACCAUUUGCUAUGCUCUCACGCUCAGCAGCAGGCAUAAGAGGGUCAACAUUGAUCAUCAACAUGCCCGGGAAUCCAAAUGCAGUCGCAGAAUGCAUGGAGGCAUUGUUGCCUGCCCUUAAGCAUGCACUAAAGCAGGUAAAGGGUGACAAAAGAGAGAAACAUCCCCGGCACAUCCCUCAUGAACAUGCUACACCAGUGGAUACUUGGGAGCGCAGCCAUAAGUUGGCCUCUGCUGGUAGUGUCGAACCCAGUUGUCCUUGUUCCCAUUAAUAUGCUCUUUUUGUUUAGAGGAUAAGAAAGCAAGAUACAAUCUUUAGCGAUCUUUGAGAGCCAUAACUUUUUUGUUAUUAUCUGACAUCAAAAUGUGAAUAAAGAUGUCAAAACUUGAGAAUUUGAACAAACAUUGGGAUCGUGCAGAUGAUGGUCAAUUCAUUAUCAAUAAUUGGAUAGAAAUGAGAAAGAAAUUAUCGGUUUUACCAGUAAGGAAA
Messenger RNA from Gossypium raimondii (Peruvian cotton), 4810 nucleotides. Its product is annotated as molybdopterin biosynthesis protein CNX1. Gene Ontology annotation, biological process: Mo-molybdopterin cofactor biosynthetic process; molybdenum incorporation into molybdenum-molybdopterin complex. Gene Ontology annotation, molecular function: molybdopterin molybdotransferase activity. The record is from RefSeq and is a predicted model, not a curated record. Gene Ontology annotation, cellular component: cytosol; cytoplasm. Lineage: Eukaryota; Viridiplantae; Streptophyta; Magnoliopsida; Malvales; Malvaceae.